GCUUUGUUACGAAGGGGAUUUUAUGGGAGGAGUGCCCAAGGGAUCCGGUACUGGAACGCUCACUCUGCUGACGGCAGAUCCACGACCGCACCCAUCACCGCCCAUCUCAGCAGAGGUUCGGUGUUUCAUUCCGCAAAUUGAUGUUUCUGGUCAAUAUAAAGGGACGUGGCUCAAUGGAUUGCCGAACGGAGAUGGAGAUUGGCAGUGGGUAAAUAAACAGAGUUAUCGAGGUGCUGUGAAGAACGGGAUACCACAGGGUUCAGGGGUCUUUAUAACACCAAAGGUGCACUAUGAAGGCUCAUUUAUCGGUGGACUUCCUGACGGCUACGGCAAGAUUACUUGGAAGGGCACUGAAGAAAAAAAAGAGGACACGUACGAGGGCUCGUGGAAGGAAGGAUAUUUGGAUGGAGAAGGCAAAUUGAUACUGCAUGACGGCUCCACGUACACUGGUGAGUGGAAAAGUGGAAUUAAGGAGGGAAACGGAGUGGAUUUUGUCGUGAAGAAGUACCACUACAGCGGAGAGCUGAAGGCGGGCAAGCGUCAUGGCAAGGGAACAAUUUCCAUGUUAAAGGAGUGUUUUAAAUAUGAGGGUGAGUUUGUUAUGGAUGAGCUCACUGGAAAUGGUACAAUGACGUUAGAAGACGGUACAGUAAUAAUAGGAGGCUUUGCCAAUGGUAAACCGCAUGGAAAUGUGAAAAUCACGCUCCCGACGCAGGAUGGGUUUCAGGGUGAGUUCAAAAAUGGUGUGGUCAGUGGCCGAGGCACCCUGUUUUACAAUGGAGAUAAGUACGAGGGUGAAGUUGCCGACAGUGGAAGGCCGCUGCCGAUGCGCCAUGGACGUGGAGUUUAUACUUUUGUUGGGGGUAAUGUUCUUGAGUGUACAUGGAAGCGAAAUGUCCUGCACGGUGAUGGUAUCUAUACAACGUCCACGGGUGAUCGAUCGACACGUUCCUACGUAGACGGAGUGCUUAAAGCCGUGUCGCCUCAGAGCACCGAUGCGCCUCUUUCCCAGAAAGGAUUUCCCAUAGAAUUAUCAGAGGAGGCGUUGAUGGAGCAGCAGCAGCAGCAGCAAUUGAACAAGAAACAGGUUGUGUCUAUUCGUCGCUCGCUUCCCAAUCGAUCCUCCGGCAAGUCGUUUCAGCGAAGUCCGACGAGGCAGAUGGAUUCAUCCGGCGCCACGAGGAGCCCCGUCACGAUGCCAAAAGUGAAAAGCUCAAGUAUCUCCAUAAUGACUACGCCGAAUCCGGUGAGUCCGCGAAGCGCCGCGGUGGCAUCGCCUUCAUUCUCGUUUAAAUCGGUGCUCCGCAUUUCUGAAUCCCCCGUAAAGCCUCUCAACGCCAUGGCUAUAGUGCGACGUAGAACUGUGACUGGAGUGGCGGGGAAGGGGAUUGAAGCCGGCGGCAGUAGUCAUCUACUUCCAUUCACACGGUUUGAUGACGGUAUCAAGGGGCUGCCAAGGUGCACCGAGAGCUCUGAGGAGUGGAAGGGGGCACAGCCCAAUACCUUUCCCCCUGUCGCUGGGGGAGACAAGGGGCUGGUGCAGAGUACCGUCGCCGCGCGUGAAGCCCGCGAGGGCGAGAUUCAUUCCCUAACGGAGGCCCUUCGGAGGAUCAACGAACAGAUUUGGCAGGAAAGUUUCAUGGCGGACUCUCCGGUAACGACAGGAAAUGAGGGGCUGAAGUUGACGAAUGCAAGCAGGUUCGACCAAUUGGAGUCUCUUCAGCUGGAGAGAAAAGACAUUGUCGACAAGCUGAGCGUCAUCCUGCGGUAA
Molecule: messenger RNA, 1771 nt
Organism: Trypanosoma cruzi
Lineage: Eukaryota; Euglenozoa; Kinetoplastea; Trypanosomatida; Trypanosomatidae
Exons: 1
Cellular component (GO): cytosol
Source: RefSeq, a predicted model, not a curated record